AUGUUGCUUUCUUUUUUGGCUCUUCCCGGUGCCCCGAAUCGAGAACAAUCAGAUGCGCUCAUACCGGAAGUCGACAUCCCAUCUCUCCCCGGUUGCUCACUUAAUGAUACCGUUCUUGAUGGACAGAUUUUGGUCGUGGUCAGCUCCACUCCACCCUGCACCUAUGUUGUACAGUCUCCGAAUUCCAAGGGACCCAACAACAAUUUAAUUCACAAUCCAAUGCUAACUACAUAG
Molecule: messenger RNA, 234 nt
Organism: Opisthorchis viverrini
Lineage: Eukaryota; Metazoa; Platyhelminthes; Trematoda; Opisthorchiida; Opisthorchiidae
Exons: 1
Coding region: 1-234 (77 amino acids)
Source: RefSeq, a predicted model, not a curated record